GCUACUGUCCGGCUGAAUAAAACAAACGUUAACGCCACAUAAUAGAAAAAAGAACCGAAAUAAAAUGUCAACAGUAACAUCAAUAAUCUGACAGUAUUUAUUAAAUCAAUUUAAAUGUACAAAUAAUCAAAAAUAAAGUAAAUGUUUCUAUUAAAUGGUAAUCUAAGUUAAAAAAAUGUUGUCGUCUCAUACAUAAAUGGGUGUCAUUUCAAAUAAUAUCAAAAUGAUUAAUAUACUUUCGUACGUGGGUAUGAACAUGCAGUCCGAAGUUUGUUUAUGGUGUUUACUGGGCCUCCUGCGGACUAUCUUCGACGCUACACUCUUCAAAGUGAACGACAACCUUAAACAGGUAUGGCAGAUGAACAUGCCAGAAGAGUUGUCGAUGCCGGUGCAGCGCGCGCUGCGGACCAUGGUGUCAGGCGUGAUGCUAGUCCAGUGCUUCACCGUCUACAUCUAUCUGGCUUCGUACAUAGUGCUGCUCUAUCCUGUGUUCUUGGAAGAGCGACCCACGUUGGUGCUACCCUGGUUACUCCUGGCUGCUAUCAGGAAGCUGUUAUGUGAGCUGACGAGCCUAGCUCUCGGUCUCGGCACGUGUGUGCUCCUAGGACCCGCUAGGACACCCUGUAUCAAGUUCAUCGUGGUCAAGUUCACGACAAUCAUGCCUGCAUUUUACAUGUGGAUGCUUGUAUUCAGUUAUUACCAUGCACUCAAAGUGGCCACAGCAUUCAAAACGUUUCCCGCCGUCCUGCCCCCCAACGACAACGACUACGGGCUGGAGCUGGCUGUUCGAAGGAGACGGACCAAGUCUCUGCUGGGAGAAGACCAACUCCGCAAAAAAUUAGUCGCAAGCUUUUACGGGGAAGGAUUAAGCUCAACAAAUGACACGUAUAUAAGACCACCAGUAGAUAUAUCUUCGCGAAUGGUACACUCCACUGACACCAGUCUAGAAGAGGACGCACCCGAGCCGGACGCCACGAAACCAUCAACUGUAUGCUGUUCCGACAGCGGUGCGUAUGAAGAUUGGUUUGGGAGUGAAAUAAUAAUGCCUCGAGAUACUGAUAGGAUUCUAGAACAGAUCGUUUUAAUGUUAUUACGCGUAGGGGCUUAUAUGAAGAAGGAGGUAACAGAAUCUUUACUUGACCCUCAGAGAUAUAGUUCAGCAGUACCUGCAUUGUGGCAUCGUGAUAAUAUCGACUGCACUAUCAAUGGAGACGAUUAUGACACACCUCAGCUUGUAGGAAGUAUUAGAGGAAAUACAGCCUCGUAUUUGCGAGAAUAUCCACAAAUAUUUAUGAAAAAAACUACCACGGAAAAUCUCCAGACAGAACCUACAAGUACACAUUUGAAAACUGCUCAUAGUAAUGGUGAACAUGACGAAUUAAAAAACAAAUCAAACAAAAAUUCGCUCAGUGUAUCCCAUGAAACGUUGGCAACAUCAGCGGGACUUGAACAAAAACCAAGCAAGAAGAAAGUAACUACAUUAGACAUAAAUGCUAAACAGGCAUCACAAGUAACUUUUGAUAAACAAGGGGAAAUAGGGACGCCAUUACGAAUUGGAAGCAGUCAAAUAAGUGAUAAAACAAAUAAUUCUGUUCAAAUGAGUAUAGGUUCCCAAGGUAGCAAUUCAAAUCCAAGUGAGAAAUCAAAUGAUAGCGAAAAAUCUAUAGCAAAUAUAAUAGACAGGGCAACUCAAAAUAGAGAAAUUAAUCUAAAAAUGUUGGAGGAGUAUACAAGUAUGCUGUAUAAUAAAAUAAUGAACAAUGAUGAUAACAGCAGAGAAAUCUCCGAUGAUUUCAUAAUUAAUGAAUUUAAAGAAUUGAUCAACGGCAGAUCUACUCUUGCUCAAAUAUUAAAUAUAGAACACAAUGGAGAGUUUGUGCUUAGCAGUGCAAUUAAUGAAAUAAGAAAUAAACAUUUAUUUGCUAGUGAUGCAUCGAAUGAAUCCUCAGACGAUGCCAUAUUUGAUCCUUACUAUAGAAAUUCUGAUUUCCCUGAAAUUUUUAAUUUGGAUAGCCAAGAAAAUUUUAUGUUUCGUAAAGUAACAAAUGAAAAUAGUGUCAACAUGAAUUCAUUCCCUAAAACAGCCAAUAAAGAUGAAUGUAAUAGCAAUAGCGAUAAUAAAAUAAUAAGAAAAGACGAGUCACAAUCUGAUGUAAAGUAUAGAAAACAUGCAACUGUUGGUAUAAUAGAUGAAAGCAAAUCAGAUAAUAAAACAAAUAAAGAGCCUCCAGGUAUUAAAAUUCCAAGUAAUGAUAACAUGAUAAAUUUGACACAAAAUGAUACUGUAAACGUAGGAAAAAAUGGAGAUUUACCCCAAAGCACGAAAAUAGAAGAUUUAACACGACGUAUGACAAUAGAAGAUUUAACACAAGGUAGGACAAUAGAAGAUUUAACACAAGGUAGGACAAUAGAAGAUUCAACACAAGAUAUACAAAUAGAAGAUCGAACACAAGGUAUGAAAGUAGAAGAUUUAACACAAGGUAUACCAAUAGAAGAUUUAACACGACGUAUGACAAUAGAAGAUUUAACACAAGGUAUAACAAUAGAAGAUUUAACACAAGGUGUGAAAAUAGAAGAAAUUACCGACAAACAAGCCCAACAAGCCCCGUACUUUAUUACUUACAAUAAACCCAAAGAAGUACCUUUACGUAUAAUGUCGAUUGAGGAUAACUUAGCCCCUGAAAGAACAUCUAAAACUACGACUGUUGACAAAGAUAAAGAAGGUACUUCUACAGAAUCUAAACAAGAAACAUCACAAACUAAAAUGUUAAAUGAAGAAGAAGAUAAAAUAUUGAAAAAAGUUCCUAGUAAAGACUCUACAGAUAAUAAACAAGAUAAUAACAAUCCUAACGAUGAUAGUAAACCAAAUAGCAGUGAAAACACAAAAAGAAAUGCAUAAAAUAUAAGUUAAUUUGAAAUUG
Messenger RNA from Spodoptera frugiperda (fall armyworm), 2921 nucleotides. RefSeq lists its product as uncharacterized. The record is from RefSeq and is a predicted model, not a curated record. NCBI's taxonomy places the organism in Eukaryota, Metazoa, Arthropoda, Insecta, Lepidoptera, Noctuidae. Bases 197 to 2899 code for a protein of 900 amino acids. The transcript has 5 exons.